CCGUCAACAUCGAGGGCCUGUUCCCCGACACCCCGAGGGGCUGCUUGUUCGUGGCGGGGGCCCACUUCAGCCUGGUGAGGGUUCCCCUCACCUGGGAGGCCUCCACCCACCAGAGGGCAAUGUCCUGUGUCCUCAGCCUCACUGCGCGCCUCCACAGCUGCAACGCCCUGAUGGAGAGCCGCACCCCCACCCUGGACACCUCCCUCACUUGGGACUCUAGCCACCUGCUGCUGAGACUGGAGUGUCUAAUUCAGGAGAUACAAACCCUGCGAACUGAAAAUCUGCAUCGGCACCUGGAUGCUGUACCAAACGACUACACGAUGUACAGCUCUGUGUUGCACAGCAUCGUGUCACACAGCGUCGUGGUCCACAGCAUGAAGGCCCGAGCUGUGCGGUACCAGCAGCUGCAGUACGCGUGUGUGGACCAAAUCCCCCGAUAUCCGGCGAAGACGUGCCACGUGCGGCCCGUCUGGCAUAGCGAGGACCUCAUGCGACGGCGCCGCAUUUGUCACGAGCACGCGCUGCGGCAGCUGCAGGAGAGUCUGCCGUUCAACCUCCGCCAUGUUCUUGGAAACCUCGCAGUCAGGGCCUCCAUCGCCGACCAGAUCAUGGACUCCCUCAACGCCCUCGAAGGCGAGUCCAACUCGGUGUGGGUGCAGCGGCUGCUGCGGACGAUGGUCUGGGUGGCUCAGACGUGGCACCCGUCACCCGACAGCCUACAAGACGACGGCGGCGACACGUCGGGACAACGUACGGCCACCGACGCGCGGAAGACGUCCACGUCCACGACGUGCGCGCAGCCGCUGACGUACUCGAUGGACGGGCUGGAGUUCAGGUCGCUGGUGCACCUACGUCUGCCCUUCGCUUCGACGUUCAUGCCCGUAACGGGCCUCUUCCUGUACGGGCUCUCCCUGUGCUGCUUCAGGCUGAUGAAUAUCCUAGAUGACGUGGUCCUGAAGAAGCAGGCGAUGAGCUGCGCCGGCGCGGCGCUGAACCUCGCAGCGCCGCUGCUGCGCCGCCGCUGCGUCGCCGUCUGCGUCGUCCACGCCUUCGUCACCGAGGCCAGGCUCUACCAUCGUCACGCCGUCGCUGGCAUGGGGACUUACCGUCCUGGUGUACAAGCGGGCAACCCUCCCAGUGCCGACGAGGUUAGUCUGAAAUCGAAGUUGAUUCGGCAGCGCCUGACGGGAAUCUUCAUGGUGAUGCAGAAACUGUCGUACCUCCUACCUCUGCUCUACGAGCACUGCGUCGAUCUCAACACCGUCGAUGGACCCAAAAAUUUCAAGGCAGCGUGUGUGGAGACCUGGGCGUUUGUGAUGCCCCCGCGCGUCUUCCCAACGAAGAACGAAGCUGAGAGGAAGGGCAUCCAGCAGACGAUGAUCCUCCUAGCGAACAGCCUCGGCAUCAAACCUGGACAAGUUUUCUUCGGCCUCGGCGACACUGAUAGAGAAGUAAAAUACACGGUUUUGACCAGUUUCCUUGACGGGUACGUCUGGGGGAAACAUCAUGAAAUUGAUAUUAUAACCAACGAAGAUGAAGAGACGUUCGAACCUCCGAUGGUUAGCGGCGACGAUGAGGUACCAAGCACUUCGACUAACACCUACGACGCGCCUGACCUCGAAAUAGACGAUUUCUACUUGACCUCCGAGAAGAAGGCACUUGUCACCAUGUUGCUUACAAAAAGUCAAUUGGAUGAAAUUUUUACGCAUUUUGAAGGGGAAGACCCGUGGGGAGAAGACCUCACACUAGACCAACACCUGAAGAAGCUGAGGAACUGGUUGGGGCAGCUGGUGCAGAACGUAAUAGUGGACCUGAGGUUCCUGAAGCAACACCCAGAGACCUGUUCGCAUUUCUGCUUCCAGUAUGUGAAGCGUGGCGAGCGGAUAAACGAGGAGGUGUCGGUGGGGUACCUACUGCAGGAAUUCGAGCAGCUGGGCAGAAGGUUCCAGGACCCAGAAAGCUACGUGGCUCUCUUCGUGACCAAGACCCUGUAUAUUCUCGACUCCCUCGUCAACGGCGGACUGAUGAAAAAUACUCUUAGAGGAGACUUCGUCGCAUGACGAGGCUGCAUGCCACUACGAAGCAUAAGAUACGACGAUGGCAACAGACACAACGAUGGCUACAGACACGAUGAUGGCAACAGACACGAUGACGCAUUACGGUCACGAUGAUGAAUGGCAGUCACGACAAAACAGUACGGUCACGCCGAAGCACUGCGGUCACGCCGAAGCACUGCGGUCACACGGAAGCGCUACGGUCACACGGAAGCGCUACGGUCACACGGAAGCGCUACGGUCACACGGAAGCGCUACGGUCACACGGAAGCGCUACGGUCGCGACGAAGCUUUUUUAAUGAAUUAUAUUCUUAGAAUUAUUUUAAUACACGUCACUCGUCAUUAAAUAUUCGUCCUACCAAUUUCCCCCAUGUUGCUUGGGAAAUGGUUUGUUUUAUUCCAUGUAGGCAAUAUCCUUACGAUGAUUUUACCAAGAUUUGUGUUGUUAAUAAAGAUGAUUGAGGAGA
This is a messenger RNA of Hyalella azteca, 2521 nucleotides long. RefSeq lists its product as uncharacterized. The record is from RefSeq and is a predicted model, not a curated record. Lineage: Eukaryota; Metazoa; Arthropoda; Malacostraca; Amphipoda; Hyalellidae.